CCUCCUGUGGGUUCUGCUGUGCAGUACUGGGUGUAGCUUGCUGUAUAUGUCUUGCACUGAGUUCCUGCCCUCCAGGACAGUUCGGAGACUCCUGUAGCUAUUCCUGUCACUGUGAAGGAGGGGCCGUGUGUUACUCCACCACAGGAGAAUGUCCUGGGGCCUGUGCACUACAGUGGAGGGAUGGGAGGAAUGGCACUUGCCAAAGAGAGAACGUGGCCUUCAACAAGACAGCCACCUCUACAUCCGGAAUACUUGAUGGUUACAACUGGACUCCAGACAAGGCUGUGGACGGGGACAGGAACCAGCACAUCUCUGAUGGCUCCUGCUUCUACUCUGCCAACUACCCGAGUAUGUGGAGGGUGGACCUGGGACGGCAGUACAGGAUACAUCAUGUUACAGUCUACCACAGGACGAUGGAAGCCGGAUAUAACUUUUUACACAGGAUCGCUAACUGCACCAUACACCUGAGUAAUGACACCUCCUCUUACGGGACACUGUGCUACACCUUCCCUGCCACUGUCACUGACUCAGUGAUCGACCUGGUGUGUGACGGCAGGGGCAGAUACCUCACCAUCAGGAACCCGGGGACAGCGGCUAACGGGGAUGACACGCUCAACAUCUGUGAAGUGGAAAUAUACGUAUGCAGCCAUGGGACAUAUGGCAAUUUCUGCAACAACUUCUGCCACUGUCUGAACAUCUCCUGUGACCCAGUCAACGGCAUGUGUCCUGGAGACUGUAGACCAGGGUGGAAGGGAGACAGAUGUGAUACAGGUGAGGAGGUCUUACUGACAGGUGUAGUGUGA
Messenger RNA from Haliotis rufescens (red abalone), 803 nucleotides. RefSeq lists its product as uncharacterized. The record is from RefSeq and is a predicted model, not a curated record. The coding region runs from base 351 to 803 and encodes 150 amino acids. The transcript has 5 exons. Lineage: Eukaryota; Metazoa; Mollusca; Gastropoda; Lepetellida; Haliotidae.